Molecule: messenger RNA, 4067 nt
Organism: Exophiala viscosa
Lineage: Eukaryota; Fungi; Ascomycota; Eurotiomycetes; Chaetothyriales; Herpotrichiellaceae
Product: chitin synthase 4
Exons: 3
Coding region: 123-3791 (1222 amino acids)
Cellular component (GO): cell periphery; cell septum
Molecular function (GO): chitin synthase activity
Source: RefSeq, a predicted model, not a curated record
CUUUUCGAAAAUCACCCGCUGCUGAGAGACAGCGCAGGCGCUGAGCUCAUUACUCGGUCGUGAAGAAACCAAUUGUCAGGAGGAUAUCUAUGCCGGGCGAUUAAGGUUUAUACACACUCACCAUGUCCGAACCGCGUAGGCCACGGCCUGCUACCUCUCCCACACGCGAGAAAGCACACUCCCCCUACCGAGACUCGCCUUCUCGAAGGAACAGAGGCAGGGACAUCGAAACAGGAGGGUAUGCACAAGUUCAAAACACUGCUUAUUCGCCGCAGCGUGCUCGCCACGAUCCCAACCCUCCCUCACCCGGCUCCAGAACCGCGGAUUGGGAGCCCAUCAUGGCAACCCCCGGGACCCAGAGCGAACUCGGUCGCAAGAAAUCCUUGAUCCGGCCCGAACGUAACAGAAUCGACAAAGACCACCCCAACUACUACUAUCGUAAACAUGCUCAGAAUAUGGAGUUCUUUCCUUCUACCACGGGAAAUGACCCAGUGGUGGAAGACAUGGUUGAUGGGAGAACAGUCAGCUCUGGUAGUGGUAGCAGCAACCUCAAACCAUUUACCGACGACGAUUUGCCUGGCGAACAACGAACAGCACACUUGCCAGGCAAGCUAGAGCCAGUGGGCAACAAGAAACAUCCUCGAAAACUGGUCAGGAAGGACACUCGCCACAUGACGGAGGAAGAGAAGCUGCGGCAGAAGGAAAUGGACAAGAUUCGCCCUCCCAGCACCUGGAACGUUUAUUGUGCAAUCAUCACAUUUUGGGCCCCCGACUUCAUGCUUAAAUGCUUUGGUAUGCCUGCCAGAGCACAAAGAAGAGCCUGGAGAGAAAAGGUCGGCCUGAUUAGUAUCAUCAUUCUUAUUGCUGGGUUUGUCGGCUUUCUGACCUUUGGCUUCACUCAAGCGGUCUGCGGCCAGCCAGGACUACGCCUCAAGAUCAACCAUGUUGACACCGGUUACAUGAUUUUCCAUGGCGAAGCUUACAAUUUGGACAAUUCCAUGCAUCCAGCAGCUAAAGGAAUUCCACUCGACAGCAAUGUCCUGUACGACCUGCCCCACAAAUACGGCGGCCAAGAUGGCAGCUUUAUGUUUCAGCAGGUCAAUGGAGACUGCAAAGGACUCAUCACGCUAGCAAAUGGCUCAGAUGUCCCAACGAACUCAGACGGGGACCUGGCGUGGUACUUCCCUUGUAACGCAUUCAACCAGGAUGGUUCAUCGAAAGUCAAUUUGACCGACCCCUACUAUCUGGGAUAUGCUUGUCAUACCACCGCCAAGGCACGAAAUACCUUUUACAACCUUAGGAAGGCUGGUGUGGUCUAUUUCAGUUGGGACGACAUCGCGAACAAGAGCCGAAACCUCGCGGUCUACUCUGGCUCAGUGCUUGAUUUGGAUCUUCUCAAUUGGUUUAACGAGAGUCAAGUCGCGUGGCCCACUCAGUUUGACGAGCUACGCAAAAACGCACAAGUCCAUGGUGCGGACCUCACUCACGUCCUACAAUCUUCUACAGAUCGACAGGUCGGAAGAUGUCUCUCCCAGAUCAUCAAAGUUGGCUCAAUCGAUACGGAAUCGGUUGGCUGCAUCGCGUCCAAGGUCGUCCUAUACGUGUCGUUGUUUUUCAUCCUGAGUAUCGUACUGGCGAAGUUUUUCCUAGCCUUGGCCUUCCAGUGGUUCCUGGCGAAGAAAUAUGCCGCUCCGAAAACCUCACAGACUAUGGAUCCCCAAAAAAGAGCUGAACAGAUCGAGGCCUGGACCGACAACAUCUACAAAAAUCCCCCCAAGAUCGCAGAUCCUGCCACCACCAUUUCUGGGUCAGAAGGUCGAAGCAGUAAACAUGGAAGCAUGUUAUUCCCGUCGACCUCGCGCUUUACCAGCCCGUAUGCCGUCGAACGCGGAGCAAAGGUUAAUCGGGCUCCGCCUACGACAAUGACGAGUCAAUACUCCCAAGCCAAGUCAAAUCCAGCAGGAAACGCAUCAUUGUACAAGGGUGGAUUCAAUGCUAGCGAAAACACCCUUGCCCGGCCGAUGAGCGUUGGAGCUAGUAGGUCCAGUCUGCUUCUCUCUGCUCACGAGGUGUCACGCUAUUCGGUUGCUAUGGACAAUCUUGGUGGCAAUGGCCCUGUCGGAUUUGUCCAUGACAAUGUCAUUCCACAACCACCGCCGGAAUGGCAGCCAUUUGGAUAUCCACUCGCUCACGCCCUUUGCUUGGUGACUGCGUAUUCGGAAGGUGCAGAUGGUAUUCGUACGACCCUCAAUUCCGUUGCCACGACAGACUAUCCCAACAGCCACAAAGCAAUCCUCGUCAUCUGCGAUGGAUUGAUUAAAGGCCAAGGAGAAGAAUUGACUACUCCAGAAAUCGUCCUGGGCAUGAUGACUGACUUUGUCGUCCUGCCUGAGGACGUCCAAGCCUUUUCAUAUGUUGCUGUGGCAAGUGGUGCCAAACGACACAAUAUGGCCAAGAUCUAUGCAGGCUUUUAUGAUUACGGCCAUAACUCUGCUAUUGCCCCACUCAAACAGCAGAGAGUACCCAUGAUGGUUGUCUUCAAAUGCGGAACGCCCGAUGAAGCCAUCAAAAGCAAACCUGGAAACCGAGGCAAGCGUGACAGCCAGAUUAUCCUCAUGUCUUUCCUGCAAAAGGUCAUGUUCGAUGAAAGAAUGACCGAGCUAGAAUUCGAAAUGUUUAAUGGUUUGUGGAAAGUGACAGGAAUGUCGCCUGAUUUUUACGAAGUCGUGCUCAUGGUGGAUGCGGAUACCAAGGUCUUCCCUGACUCCCUCACUCAUAUGGUCUCAGCCAUGGUCACCGACCCCGAAAUUAUGGGUCUUUGUGGUGAGACUAAAAUUGCCAACAAGACGGCCUCUUGGGUUUCCCGGAUUCAGGUUUUCGAAUACUUCAUUUCACAUCAUCUCUCCAAGUCAUUCGAAUCAGUCUUUGGUGGUGUUACUUGUCUACCCGGAUGCUUCUGUAUGUACCGGAUCAAGGCACCCAAAGGUGGUCACAAUUACUGGGUUCCGAUCUUGGCCAAUCCCGACAUCGUCGAGCACUACUCCGAGAACGUUGUCGACACCUUGCACAAGAAAAACCUCCUCCUUCUGGGUGAGGAUCGUUAUUUGUCGACGCUGAUGCUGAAGACCUUUCCCAAACGAAAGCAGGUCUUUGUACCUCAAGCCGUGUGCAAAACCACUGUUCCUGAAGAAUUCAAAGUCUUGCUUUCGCAACGUCGAAGAUGGAUCAACAGUACGGUACACAACUUGAUGGAGCUUGUUCUCGUCCGAGAUUUGUGUGGAACAUUCUGCUUCAGUAUGCAGUUUGUGGUCUUCAUCGAACUGAUCGGCACACUUGUCCUGCCAGCUGCCAUCGCUUUCACCUUUUACUUGAUCAUUAUUUCGAUUGUCCGAAGGCCCGUCCCAAUCAUACCGCUCAUUCUUCUGGGCCUUAUUUUGGGCUUACCGGCGGUUCUCAUUGUCCUCACGGCUCAUCGCUGGUCAUACAUCCUUUGGAUGUUGAUCUACUUGUGCUCUCUACCAAUCUGGAAUUUCGUCCUGCCCACGUAUGCCUACUGGAAGUUCGAUGACUUCAGUUGGGGUGAUACUCGGAAGACAGCAGGCGAAAAGACCAAGAAGGCCGGUUUGGAGUAUGAAGGAGAGUUCGACAGCACCAAGAUCACGAUGAAGCGGUGGGCUGAUUUCGAGAGAGAGCGCCGAGCACAAGCAAAUGGUGUUUGGGUGCCACAGGAGACUCGUCCAGCGAGUGGGUAUGGUUCGACGCAAGCCUUUGAACAAUACCGCGAGCAUUAAAUUUAUGCGACCUGAAUUUAUGGCUAAUGACGCAAGCAAGAGCUGCAAAUAUCAAUGAAAUGAACAAAAAAGACAUGAUGGGAAGAUUUGCAUUGCAUGGAUACCAGGUGCUGGCAGGUGAUUGAUGGGUGAUUUUAAAACGGGCUGCAUGGGAAUACGGUCGGUCUAGGAGAUAUCUCGUGGUGCAUAUCUGGCGGCGUGUCUGUGUACUAGACUACUAAUUGUUGUACUAUCAUCUUGACGAAAGUCGAUGGAUGGGCUGAUGAGCUCAAGUCG